AUGCCUACAUCAAGGCGUGACAAGAAAGUUGAGCUUACGAAAGUCCGAAAACAUGCUCCUAAAAAGCAUGACCAUGUUAAAAAGGUCCGUCAGUACGUGGAUCAGUAUAAAAGAGUUUACGUGAUCGCUUUGCACAAUUCCCGAUCUCAAAAGGUGGCGAAUAUACGAAGGAAUAUGCCAAACAUCAAAAUCCUAUUUGGUAUUAAUAAAGUGACAGCUUUGGCUCUCGGUAAAACACCAAAAGAUUCUUACCGGCCAAAAAUAUAUAAACUUUGCAACUAUUUAAAAGGACAAUGCGCUCUUCUGUUUUCGGACUUGACACCUUCAGAAUUACGUGAGCAGUUGGAUGCUUUUCGUUCAACAGAAUUCAGCAGGUCAGGUACAUUAUCUGAACAAACUGUUCGAAUCACUGCUGGUCCUUUACAAAAAUUUCCUCAUACUAUGGAGUGUGUUCUGCGUCAGCUUGGACUGCCUGUUAAACUAGUCCGUGGGGUUGUACAUUUAGAAAGGGACCACUUAGUGUGUACUAAAGGCGACGUCCUUUCUCCAGAACAAUGUCGAAUUUUAAAAUUAUUCCAACAUGAAAUGUCGGAGUUUCGUGUUGGUCUGAUUGCCGUCUGGACGAAUGGUGAUCAUACACAAGAGUUAGAAGAAGAAGACAGUUAUGCUAUGCGUACUUCAUUGCAUCCAGAAGUCACUAUUGUCUGUAGACAAUUAGAUGAUGGUCAGUAUUAUUUUAUUCCAGAACCUGGGGUUAUGAAAAAUGCUGACAUGGAUGGUGAUCUUGCAAUGGAAGUUAAUGAAGAUUAA
Molecule: messenger RNA, 810 nt
Organism: Trichobilharzia regenti
Lineage: Eukaryota; Metazoa; Platyhelminthes; Trematoda; Strigeidida; Schistosomatidae
Source: the annotation of a GenBank genome assembly